UAGAGGGCGUUUUGUCAAUACACGUGCGUGAGUCUGCUCCGUCUGCAAAUUAUUCAUAGACUGUUUGACCAAGACGUAGCGAGGAGUUGAUUUUCAAGAUGGUUCGCAAGAAGAUCGAUAACCGCAUCAGAGUACAGAUAGAGAACGGUGUGACCCAGGGUCAUAGGUCAUUGUUCGUGGUUGUAGGAGACAAAGGCAAAGAUCAGGUCGUCAUCCUGCAUCAUAUGCUAUCCAAGGCUGUGGUGAAGGCCAGGCCAUCUGUACUAUGGUGUUACAAGAAAGAACUAGGAUUUAGCAGUCAUCGGAAGAAACGGAUGAAGCAGCUUCAAAAGAAAAUCAAAUCGGGAAUGAUGGAUGUGAACGAGGACAAUCCCUUUGAGCUCUUCAUCGCGGCUACAAACAUUCGCUAUUGCUACUACUCAGAGACACAUAAGAUCCUGGGGAACACGUAUGGGAUGUGUGUGUUGCAGGACUUUGAAGCCAUGACCCCUAACCUCUUGGCCCGUACCAUUGAGACGGUGGAGGGGGGUGGUAUCGUGGUGAUUCUUUUGCGCAGUGUGUCGUCCCUCCAGCAGCUUUAUACCAUGACCAUGGACGUCCACUCCCGCUACCGGACCGAAUCUCACCAGGACGUUGUUGCGCGCUUCAACGAACGAUUCUUGUUGUCACUUGCAUCGUGUAAUAACUCUAUGGUGUUGGAUGAUGAGCUUCAGAUACUACCAAUCUCAUCACAUACCCUAAACAUCGAGCCGGUUCCCCAUAAAACAAAGGAGGAGUCCCAGAGUCCUGCAGAGAUUGAACUAAAGGAGUUGAAAGCGUCACUGCAAGACACUCAACCUGUGGGAGCCCUUAUCAACUGUGCUAAAACACUAGACCAGGCCAAAGCUCUGCUGAAGUUUGUCGAGUCAAUUUCAGAGAAGACCCUUCGCAGCACUGUUUCCAUGACAGCAGCGAGAGGGCGGGGCAAGUCAGCUGCAUUAGGAUUGGCUAUUGCAACUGCUGUAGCAUUUGGAUAUUCUAAUAUCUUUGUGACUGCACCAAGUCCAGAGAAUAUCCGAACCUUGUUUGAGUUCAUCUUCAAAGGCUUUGAUGCCCUUGAUUAUCAGGAACAUCUUGACUAUGAGUUGGUCCAGUCGACCAACCCAGAAUUCAACAAAGCCGUCAUCAGAGUGAAUAUCUUCAGAGAGCACAGGCAGACUAUCCAGUACAUCCAUCCGGGCGACGCCCACAAGCUAAGCCAAGCUGAGUUGGUUGUGAUUGAUGAAGCUGCUGCCGUACCUCUCCCUCUCGUCAAAGAACUUCUUGGUCCAUACCUGGUGUUCAUGUCUUCAACUAUCAAUGGGUAUGAAGGCACUGGUAGGUCUCUAUCCCUCAAACUGCUCCAGCAGCUUAGGAAGCAGAACGCAACGUUUGGUGCGAGCAGCUCUGCUGAUAACAAGCCAACCAGCUCACUUUCAACAGGGUCAUCUGCUUCAGGUCGGGUGUUACAUGAGGUGACGUUGGAGGAGUCGAUACGUUACAGUGAAGGUGACAGCGUUGAGAAGUGGCUCAAUGAACUCCUGUGUCUCAAUGUCGCUGAGGUUCAAAGAAUAUCAUCUGGUUGCCCUCUUCCUGCAGAUUGCGAGUUGUAUUACAUCAACAGAGAUACGUUAUUCAGUUAUCACAAAGCCUCAGAAGUGUUUCUACAGAGACUGAUGUCUAUUUAUGUUGCUGCACAUUACAAGAACACACCAAAUGAUCUACAGCUGCUUUCCGAUGCACCCGCCCAUCACAUCUUCUGUCUGUUAGGACCGGUGAAACCAACACAGAACAGUCUACCUGAAAUAUUAUGUGUCUUACAGGUUUGUCUCGAAGGAGAGAUUUCCAAAGAAACAAUAAUGAGCAGCUUGAGCAGAGGCAAGAGAGCGUCCGGUGACCUGAUUCCUUGGACAGUAUCACAACAGUUCCAGGACAAUGAUUUCCCCAGCCUAUCAGGAGGACGAGUGGUGAGGAUAGCAACGCAUCCAGAUUACCAAGGGAUGGGAUAUGGAAGCAGAGCUCUUAGUCUCCUUCAGAAGUACUACCAAGGAGAGUUUCCCAGUAUGACUGAAACAUCUGAAACAAAGGCUAUCACUACAGUUCAGAAAGAGGCUGUAGGUUUACUGGAAGAAGUGAUCGUUCCAAGAAAGAAUUUACCCCCUCUACUGGCCAAGCUUAGCGAGAGACCAGCCGAGAAACUAGACUACCUUGGUGUGUCUUUUGGACUAACGGCUGAUUUGCUGAAGUUUUGGCGGAAGGCAGGAUAUCUUCCAGUCUAUCUGCGGCAGACCCCGAAUGAUCUAACAGGGGAGCAUUCAUGCAUCAUGCUGAAGACUGUGCAAGAAUCAGACAUAGAGGGCACCAGUCAGGACACAUGGCUCUCUGCUUUCUGGACAGAUUUCAGGAAGCGUUUUAUGUCUCUGUGUGCCUACCAGUUCCGAGCUUUCAGACCUUCCCUAGCUCUCAGCGUUCUCUUCUGCAAGACAUAUAAUAAGAUGAAAGCACAAGAAAUGAAUGCUUCAGAACUAGAGCUGCUCUUCUCAAAGUACGACAUCCAGAGACUGGACCUCUACUCUAGGAACAUGGCGGAUUAUCACCUUAUCACAGAUCUGCUGCCCUCUGUGGCGAGACUUGUCUUUCUCAAGAAGAUCAACGUUCACCUCUCCGCUGUUCAGUUUAGCAUCCUCCUAGGUCUUGGUCUACAACACAAGACGGUGGACAUCCUGGAGAAGGAGACGGAGGUGCCUUCCUCCCAGCUCCUUGCCUUGUUCAACCGCAUCGUCAGGAAGGUUGUAGCGGAGCUGAACAGUAUCCUGGAGCGGGAGGUGGAGAAGGGGAUGGCGGAGGAGAGGGUUGUUAGCAUGGAGCCGACCAGACAGACGAUGGCGCAAGAACUGGAUGAAGCUGCAGCCGAAAUUGAAGCCAAACAGAAAAAAGAAUUGGAAGCUCUUAAAGGACUGGAUCUUAGCAAGUAUGCGAUUAGAGGCCAAGAGUCGGAAUGGGAUGAUGCACUGAAGUCAGGAAAGAAGAAGAACGUUAUCAGCAUCAAAUGUGCGGAUCAAGAGAAGAGGAUAGCAGAGAAGAGCAAACAAACGGAGAAGAGAAAAGGAGAACGAGAGAGCUUUGGAGGAGAAGACCAAGAGGAGGCCAAGAAGAAGAAGAAAAAGAAAUUCAAGCCCGGGAAGGGGUUCAAGAACUGAGAGAGGAAAUAAAUAUGGACAGAUAUUUUUAAUAUAUGUAUCAUACAUUGCAGAUAAUGCAGACAGCAUAGACCUGUGCGGCAGUUCCAUAUUUUGCCAAAUGUACAAAUACUUUUGUUCUACAUAUGAUUUACAGGGAAACCUGUCUCUAAAGACAGACAUUCAGGCCUGAAUUCACAUAGGUGGUUUUGAAAAACAUUGGUUGAACCCAUGGGUUUAUUGAGAUUUCCUGUAAAAGGUAUGCUUAUUUACCACAUAUAUUUGAAAAGUAUCCAAUGCUGAUGCAUGCUUUGAUGCUCGUUGCCAUGGUUUAGUACGCCAUUUCAUUCAUGAGUCCACUGUUUUGAAUGAACAAGUCCACUCUUUAAAAUACAGUGGACUCCUGAAUAAAAUAGAGUGCUAAACCAUGACAACAGGCGUCAAUAUGGCACACUGACAAGCGCGCAUCAGCAUUGGGCAAUUAUUGAUAUGCAUGGUAAAUAAGCGUAAUUCAUACAGGAAAUCUGCAUAAAACGUGGGGUUAAACGAUGGUUUUCAAAACCACCUUUGUUAAUUUGGGCUGCAAAGUCUCACUCUUGCUCAUUUCCCCACGCUCUUUCUCACAGAUGUAUUACAGCCUAUCAUACAUGUAUGCAUUAUACAUAAUGCCUAGUGAGCUCACAUGAGGUCAUGGAUCCCUGCCUAAAAUUUUACGCAUUGCUGGUCUUUGAGAUUGGCAUCUCUGUGAAGACCCCCCAAUGGAGACAAAUAAAGCGGUCCUUGCAAGCAGGUGGUCUUUAUGGGCAGGUUUCAAUUCAUAAGGAUGGAUUAAGUUUGCACUUGUGAUUAAGCGUGGAGCGUUGUGGCCCAGUGGAUUAGUCUCCGGACUUUGAAAUAGAGGGUCAUGGGUUCGAAUCCCAGCCG
Messenger RNA from Lytechinus variegatus (green sea urchin), 4121 nucleotides. RefSeq names its product RNA cytidine acetyltransferase-like (gene nat10). Gene Ontology annotation, biological process: rRNA acetylation involved in maturation of SSU-rRNA. The record is from RefSeq and is a predicted model, not a curated record. Gene Ontology annotation, cellular component: 90S preribosome; nucleolus. Gene Ontology annotation, molecular function: ATP binding; tRNA binding; 18S rRNA cytidine N-acetyltransferase activity. The transcript is spliced from 27 exons. Bases 99 to 3218 code for a protein of 1039 amino acids. NCBI's taxonomy places the organism in Eukaryota, Metazoa, Echinodermata, Echinoidea, Temnopleuroida, Toxopneustidae.